This is a messenger RNA of Notolabrus celidotus (New Zealand spotty), 1003 nucleotides long. RefSeq names its product activating signal cointegrator 1 complex subunit 2 homolog. The transcript has 3 exons. NCBI's taxonomy places the organism in Eukaryota, Metazoa, Chordata, Actinopteri, Labriformes, Labridae. Bases 121 to 852 code for a protein of 243 amino acids. The record is from RefSeq and is a predicted model, not a curated record.
GUUAUUUAAACCCGGUGCACAGCAUGCUCUGGAUCUCUGCACCUCUGUGGCAUCACUCCGGUCAGCCACAGAAGAUUCAGGCAGCUCAGUUUGCAUUGGAUCAGGACUCCGGCUGUAACAAUGGGACUUUCACUAAGAGUGGUGUUGAUCUGGCUGGCGCUUGUUGGAGAGCUUCAUGCGACCAAAUCUUUCUCCAAAGGCAAGGCCCCGAGCUUCCAGCCCAGGAUUCGGCCUAGACUCCGGUUAACUCCAUACCAGCCCAAGCCUCAGUUCCGGCAGUAUGUGGCUCAAUACGAGCCUGAGCCUCAGCCUCAGGUCCAAGUGCUUCACUAUGUGUCUCAGCCUCAGCGCCAGGUAGUUCAGUCCCAGGGGCCCCAAUACCGUCUCCAGCCCGUGCUCCAACGCCAGCCCAGGCCUGUGGUUCAGCGCCAGGUGAUCAUCCGCCACCCACAGCCCGUGAUUAAGCCUCAGCGCCAGGGGCCCCAAUACCGUCCCCAGCCCGUGCUCCGGCGCCAGCCCAGGCCUGUGGUUCAGCGCCAGGUGAUCAUCCGCCAUCCCAGACCAGCGCUGAAGCAUCAGCCAAAACCAGCGCUGAAGCGUCAGCCAAAACCAGCGCCGAAGGGUCAGUCCAAACCAGCACAGAUGAGCAAAGUGCCCUACAGCCGGCCUCUGGUUCAGAGCCACCGCCUGCUGCCCCGCUACUCCAGGCCUAUGCCACAAGUGUCUCUCAACCAGCCCAGGAUUCAGGUCCAGCCUCAGGCACCACGCUACCAGCCCAAGCCCCAGAUCCAGGCCCAAGCUCCCCAGAUCCAGGCCCAGGCUCCCAAGUUCCAGGCCCAGGCUCCACACUAGAGGGUGUAGAUGAAGUGGUUGUAUGGACGGGAUGACUUGAAGUUUAACCAGCUGAAGCCUUUUUAAUCCUGCACCUUCACUCUUCAUCUGUUCACAUGGUUCACAUUCUACUUGAUGAGGAAGCAAUAAAAAAAAAAAAAAGUACUCACCA